Lasiodiplodia theobromae is the source of this 843-nucleotide messenger RNA. Its product is annotated as UBA TS-N domain-containing protein. The record is from RefSeq and is a predicted model, not a curated record. NCBI's taxonomy places the organism in Eukaryota, Fungi, Ascomycota, Dothideomycetes, Botryosphaeriales, Botryosphaeriaceae. The transcript has a single exon. The coding region runs from base 1 to 843 and encodes 280 amino acids.
AUGUCGCACAACACCACCCUCUCCGAUACCAACUCCCACGGGUACUUCUGCCAGGGAGUACGCACCAACGGCAGACCCUGCGGAAGCCGCAUCAGCGAGGAGAGAUGGGUCCGAUACAAAGUCCAGUACUGCUUUUACCACGAGGACCAGGCGACUGAGACGACGGUUCCUCUCGCGGAGUACCAAGCGCUCGAGGCUCAGCUUGCAGACACCAAGGAUCAGCUCGCAGACACUGCGACUCGGCUCGCAGACACCGAGACUCGACUUGAGCAGCAGAAGGACCGGAUGGCGGCCACCGACGAGCACUGCGAUCAGCUCGUGGAUCAGCUUGAAGGGGCCAGAGAGGAGAACCAGGGACUUCGAAGGCUGGUGCUGGAGGUGGGCGGCGCGAACAAGAAGCUCGCCAAGCUAAACCAGAAGCAAAAGAACCAGCACAGUCUGAAUGAGCAGAGGCAUCAGACCCAACAUGUCGCAGCUCAAGAGAAGAUGAGGGAGGACCAUGCGGCAGCCGAGCAGAAGACGAAGGAGGAGUUUGCCGCAACCGAGAAGAGGCUCAGCGACCAGCAUCAUGCCGAGCUGAUGGCGCUGAGGCAAGAGAUGGAUGCGCUGCGCACGGAAAACCAGAUGCGCCGCUAUGUGUGCGACAGGCUGCAGGAGACGAACGAUCGUCUGGUUCGCGACCUUACGAACACCAGGUCGGCUCUGGCUGACGCCGAAAAGAAUGUCGCUCAGCAAGCAGAGAGCAACAGUGAAGUGGACGAGGUCUGCAGCAAGAUGUCUGAAGCCAGCAUCGCCACCGAGGCGGACGAUCUUGCUGAGGCUAGCGACACCACCAACGCUUGA